Messenger RNA from Aureobasidium subglaciale EXF-2481, 1143 nucleotides. RefSeq lists its product as uncharacterized. Gene Ontology annotation, biological process: cytoplasmic translation. Gene Ontology annotation, molecular function: RNA binding; structural constituent of ribosome; transferase activity. The record is from RefSeq and is a predicted model, not a curated record. The transcript has 2 exons. Gene Ontology annotation, cellular component: ribosome; large ribosomal subunit. Lineage: Eukaryota; Fungi; Ascomycota; Dothideomycetes; Dothideales; Saccotheciaceae. The coding region runs from base 1 to 1143 and encodes 380 amino acids.
AUGUUGCAGCCACGGCUAUGGCAACAGCAGCCCUGGAGGCAAGCUCAAUGCCUGUUCCGCUCUUCGACCAGCGCCUUCGCCCGCCGCUCGUAUGCCACCGCCGUAGAGACUCCCAAAGUAGCGACGACAAACCGUGAGACGACGACGGAUGCCAUUGCCUUCAACCCUCCCACCGCUGCCCCAAGCCGAAGACGUGGUGGCUUCGAACUCCGCACAUACAAGCCUCGCACUCCUGGUACAAGACAUUUGCGCCGUCCCAUCAACGACCAUCUGUGGAAGGGAAAGCCUAUUGCCAAGCUCACUUUCGCCAAAGUCGGUCACGGAAAGGGAGGACGUAACUGCACAGGUCGCGUGACCGUGCGACACCGUGGUGGUGGUCACAGAAGACGUAUCCGUACUGUCGACUUCAAGCGCAUGGAGCCUGGAAAGCACACUGUCGAACGCAUCGAGUACGACCCCAAUCGCAGUACCCAUCUGGCCCUCCUCACGAGGCAGAAGACUGGAGAGAAGAGCUAUGUCUUGGCUGCUGAUGGCAUGCGUGCCGGCGACGUCAUCGAGAGUUACCGUGCUGGUAUUCCUGGUGAGCUCUUGAAGAGCAUGGGUGGUGUCAUGGAUCCCGGUAUGCUUGCCGCAAAGACUGCCUUCCGUGGUAACUGCUUGCCCGUGCGCAUGAUCCCUCUCGGAACCCAGGUCUACGCCGUUGGAUCCACUACAGGCAAGGGCGCCGUCUUCUGCCGCAGUGCUGGUACAUUCGCAACUGUCGUCUCGAAGGAGGAAGUUGGCAAGAAAGUCAAGGAGGUCACACUUCGUCUGCAAAGUGGUGAAGUCAGAAGAGUCAGCCCUGAUGCUUGCGCCACCAUUGGUGUUGCCAGCAACCCUCAUCAUCAUUUCAGAAUGCUGGGUAAGGCCGGUCGUAGCAGAUGGCUCAAUAUCCGUCCUACCGUCCGUGGUCUUGCUAUGAACGCCUCCGACCAUCCUCACGGUGGUGGUAGAGGUAAAUCGAAGGGUAACGUCCACCCUGUCUCCAUCUGGGGACAACCAGCCAAGAGUGGUUACAAGACUCGUGCGAAGCGCAAUCCCAACAAGCACGUUGUCCAAGAGCGUGUCCGCAACCAGGGCAAGAGAAGGACAAGCAAGAACUAA